This is a messenger RNA of Rhodamnia argentea, 1748 nucleotides long. RefSeq names its product 7-deoxyloganetin glucosyltransferase-like. Gene Ontology annotation, molecular function: UDP-glycosyltransferase activity. Lineage: Eukaryota; Viridiplantae; Streptophyta; Magnoliopsida; Myrtales; Myrtaceae. Bases 105 to 1559 code for a protein of 484 amino acids. The transcript has 2 exons. The record is from RefSeq and is a predicted model, not a curated record.
UACGUCUUCCCCCCUCAUACCAUAUAUAAAACUGGCCACCCAUAUCAGCUUUUCUAUCCUCUGAGUUCCGGUUUGGGUGUCACCAGAGAGAGAGAGAGAGAGAGAUGGACACCCAAUCAGCCCCAGCUCAGAGAAGCCAUGCCGUUUGUAUCCCAGGUCCAUACCAAAGCCACAUAGGAGCAAUGCUAAAACUGGCAAAGCUUCUGUACGCAAAAGGUUUCUACAUAUCCUUUGUGAACACCGAGUACAACCAUCGACGCUUGCUGAAGUCGAGGGGACCUCGAGCCCUCGACGGCUUCAGUGGCUUUCGGUUCCUGACCAUCACCGACGGCCUUCCUCCCUCGGAUGCAGACUCGAGCCAAGACCUCGCGGCUGUUUGUGAUUCUGUCAGAAAGAACAUGGCUGCUCCAUUUUCUGAUCUCAUCUCCAAUCUCAACCACACCGCACCGAACUCAGAUGUUCCUCCAGUCACUUGCAUCUUCUCCGAUGGAUUCAUGUCGUUUGCCACCAACGAAGCUGCUCAAGAAUUCGGCAUUCCUAUCGUACACUUGUGGACAAUCCCCGCCUGCUCCUUCAUGGGAUUCAAACAAUACCGGACACUGAUGGAAAAGGGUCUCGCGCCAUUAAAAGAUACCAGCUACUUAACAAACGGCUAUUUGGAUACAAUAAUUGACUGGAUUCCAGGAAUGAAGAAUAUUACAUUGCGGGACUUGCCAACCUUCUUUCGCAGCACAGAUCCUGAAGACAUUAUGUUCAAUUUUGCAAUGGAUGCCGCUGAGAGAGCAAAUACUGCCUCCGCAAUGAUUUUCCAUACAUUUGACGCCCUUGAAUCGGAAUUGCUUGAUGCUCUAUCAUCGAUGUUUCCUCGCGUUUAUGCAAUUGGGCCACUCUCGUUACUUGUCGACAAACUAGUGAAGGAAGAGAGUCCCCUGAAAUCUGUUGACUGCAAUUUGUGGAGAGAAGAUACAGAGUGCCUUCGAUGGCUCGACUCGAAGGAACCGAAGUCGGUUCUAUACAUUAAUUUCGGCAGCAUAGCUGUCUUGACAAGAGAAGAGCUUGUUGAGUUCGCAAUGGGACUGGCCAACAGCAAACAUCCAUUCUUGUGGAUAAUUAGGCCAGACCUUAUCAGUGGGGAUUCGAUAGUUCUUUCUCGAGAAUUCAUGAAAGAAACAGAAGGAAGAAGUAUGCUUGCAGAUUGGUGUCCACAGGAGGCAGUUCUCAACCACAUAGCGACCGGAGGGUUCUUAACGCACUGCGGAUGGAACUCUAUAAUCGAGAGUGUAUCGGCAGGAGUCCCAAUGAUCUGUUGGCCGUCUUUUGGGGACCAGAGCACAAACUGCACCUACGCUUGUAGUAAAUGGGAGAUUGGUCUGGAGUUAUCAGGUAUGGUCAGAAGAGAGGAAGUGGAAAGACUAGUGAGGGAAUUGAUGGAAGGAGACAAGGGAAAACAAAUGACAGGAAGAAUCAUAGAGCGGAAAAAACUAGCACAGGAGGCAACAGAUCCAAAUGGAUCAUCGUCCAAAAACUUGGACAAGCUGUUGAAUGAACUUCUAACUUAAAUAUAGCACCGGACGUCUGUUUGUGCAACAUUGCUACCACAGGCAAUUGUUUGUUCACAGUAGCUUUGUACUUUCUUUAUGGGUUCCUAUAAUGAGAUUGUAUGUUCUCAUCGGUGUGUUUCAAGAGGCUUGCACAGACUACCUAAUUCAUCUAUCCUAUAAACUUGUUCCCAACAAGAAGAGCUAUCU